AUGGAUCAAUGUAAGACUGGGAAGCCUUGGAAGGCUGUUAAAUUGUACAUGGAGAUGAAAAAGAAGGGAGUGAAAUUGGAUGUAGUGGCCUAUAAUACAGUGAUUCAUGCAGUUGGGAUUUCGGAAGACGAAAUGGGGUGUAAGCCUAACGUUGUGACUUGCAAUACUAUUAUUAAGCUAUUUUGUGAGAAUGGAAGAUUCAAGGAUGCUCAUGUGAUUCUCGACCAAAUGCUCAAGUAUCCACCGAAUGUUAUCACCUAUCAUUGUUUUUUCAGGUCUCUUGAAAAGCCAAAAAUGGAUACUGAUGUGAUGCUCAGGAGGAAAUUUGGAAGGUGGGGGUUUCUAAGACCAGUGUUUUUAGUGUGGAAUAAGAUGGAGGAAUUUGGGUGUAGCACAAAUGAGUCUGCUUACAAUGCUUUGAUUGAUACUUUUGUGGAGAAGGGAAUGAUAGAUGUGGCUGGGAAUUAUGACGAAGAUGGUAGCGAAAGGUCUUUUACCUAA
Messenger RNA from Cucumis melo (muskmelon), 501 nucleotides. Its product is annotated as pentatricopeptide repeat-containing protein At1g80550, mitochondrial. The record is from RefSeq and is a predicted model, not a curated record. The transcript has a single exon. Lineage: Eukaryota; Viridiplantae; Streptophyta; Magnoliopsida; Cucurbitales; Cucurbitaceae. Bases 1 to 501 code for a protein of 166 amino acids. Gene Ontology annotation, molecular function: protein binding.